CGUACGUCCGGCACUGCGGCACCGAGCAGUAGCCUACCAUGCUGCACGCCUCCAAAGGCAGCCAAUACAUAUUAUAGUACUUUCAAAUGUUGUCAAGCAGACACCCAAGGCGGUAAAGCCUCACCACUUAAUCAGAACCGCGGCGCAGGAGGGACUUUAAACUUUCGUUUUCAGGUCGCCUCGGCGCUUCCUAAGCAGCCGACGCGGCCGCUGUGUCCACGUGAUCCCUCCUGCACGUCACGCCGACGGUGGCGCCAGCUUUUCCAGCGCAUAAUCCAAGCAUACGGCAUCAACGUUUAUACAUCUAUAAAUGUUGUGGCCUCCAAACUAUGCGAGGUCGUAUUGUGGCGUUAGACCGUUUUUUUUUCUUUUUUCGAGGAAAAGGACAACCGUUUUUUUUUGUUGUUGUUGUUGGUGGUGUUGUUGUGUUCGUUCCGUUCUCUACGACGCACUCUCGCUAUUACGGAAAUUUUGUCCUCAAAAAUAGCCAUCGCAUUCUUAUGCGAUCCCUCUCAUAUGACAUUACAGGGCAAAAAGGCCAUGCCGACGCACAUAUAGCCUAUAUAUAUAUAUCAUGCUGGUUCACCAUUGCAACCGCAGUAUAUCGCUGAGUUGAGCAGCGCCAUCGGCCUUAUGCAGGAAGGCUAGCGUAGACAUAUAGUGAUUUCAAGCCUACUAGACUUUAAAUGCGUGAGAACGGUGCCGGUGUAUCACAAUUAUUUGACAGCUCCUGCCGCUUAGAUGUUUCGUGGUUGCCUUAGGUUGGCCGUACACGAGCAUGCGCUAGCUCUUAUGUUAUAUGUUUUAGUCCCUACGCCAAGCGAUCAGAUAGUGAGCGGAUUUAUCAUUUCGUGCUAGCAAUACAGAUACACCGGUUCUCCUCGUUGAAUUAAGACCGAUAUUCGCAAAAUAGUUAGCAGCACACACACACACCGCGGCUGAAAUGCGCGUCACAUGUUUGCGCCCCCAAGAGAUAUUUCCGCGUACUGUAGUUACCGAUGCACCGAAAGGCAUCUUAAUUCGAUGACCUUGUAUGAACGGACAUUGCGUAAAUUUCACAAAGUACGAUCUAAAACAUGUCGAAAUCGUUCCGCAGCACGCGGCAGCAAUACUUUCAAGCAGCGUCGCGCCGGAUCGCACAAGCCAGAGAGGAGGAAACGCUCGUGUAGAGGGUGUUGUCGCGUCGCGCCCUUUCUUCCUUGCCCGAUGAAAAGGGAUUUGCACAAGAUGUUUAAAUUUCGCGCGCUAGGCACGCCGGUCGAUCGCAGCGUCCUACUAGUGUCGUCAUCGCAGAAGCGUUCCCAGUUCUCCCAUUGUUUUUCUGUACAGACGACACACUGCCACAUUCCAUACACCGUACUUGUGUCGUUGCCUGCCGGCAGCAGCAGGAAGGAGCUACUGCCGCGUAAGCGGCCGAUUUUAAGAUGCCGUUUCGUCUGCUAAGCAUUGUGCUUCCGAGACUCCGAGAUUGUUAUCGCCAAGCAACAAUAGUGCGGUUAAUGGCGCUGGAAUCGCCAGUUCAGUAGCUACGCCGGCGUGGUCUUUCGAAUAUGUCAUCAGUAGUGCAGUAGCACGUGUUGUUUAUUGCUGUUUCUGUCGAGAAUUCAGCGGUACAAUGGAAGUUAGCGAAGAUCCUUUGCCGUUUUCAAGGCCAAACAACUCUCAUGUAGUUACCUGGCUAGAUUUUCUGCUUGACGAUUCCCUACUUGAAAAGCACCUCUCGAGGGAAAAACCAGAUCCUCCUCCAUACGAACUUGUUAUUCAGUUUUUGGCAAAUGCAACUGAGCCACCAUCUCAAGGACCGAAUGGAGGCACUGUGCAACAGGCUAAUGGCCUCCAAGGCAUGGUCAACCUAGAUGGCACGCCAAAUGAACCAGGAAAUUGCUCACCUGAGGAAGAGCCAGGCAACCGGAAGUCACUGCCUCUUAAGUUGCUGGCCCUGAAAGCAAUAGCUUUCCUCUGUUGGAACAUGGACCUUUGGGAGCAGAAGUUACCACUGACAAUGCAACAGACGUUGAUAGCAGAGCUCCAGAAAGCAGUUUGUUGCUCUGAGCUGAAUGAGGAGGAGAGGCUGACCAAUGCUGAUGCAGCCUUUGCCUUCAUGAUCAAGUCCCGCUGGGUUGUACGCACUGUUGUGCGCUCCUCUGUGCCUACUAGGAGUGCCAAAGGGAUUCCUGUUCAGCUCCCUGGGCAAGUGGACCCAACUGUGGUAACUUCAGAAAUGGCUGAUGCGAUUACAAAAAAGUGUGAAGAGGAAUUGGAAGAAGCAGUGGCAUUCCUAGAAAAGUUGUUGUCUCUGCGAACAACAGGCGGAUUGAGCAUACGAGUUCCUGCAUACGAAAGUUUUUCUAUUGUCAAAGCUGAGAUAUUGGAUCCUGAACAUCAUUUGGAAAAGGGUGUAACGGCCACUGUGGAUGACGUGUGUUGUCAGGUAUCAUACGAACUUGGGACAUAUCAUUUCUUCAAGGAGAACUACAAGAGGGCUGGGGAGCUUUUUGAAACUGCUCUCUCCCUUCAUCCAAAGGUAAAGAAGAAGUUGGUGUGCCAUCUGAACAUGGAGCGACUAAAGGGCUUCUGUGUGGCGUGCCGUCCAUCAACCACCAAGAAAGCCACCUCUCCACUGGACAAGCUGAAGGCAACCUUGCAUGGCAACUGCAAGGCAACAGUAUCUGUGCUUCUUGAGGACAAUGUGAAGCAAGAAAUUCCUCUGUGGGAAAGGGAACUUGCUGAAGUCUGUGUCCACCAAAUUGCGGCUGGUACAGAGGUGGCUGCACAGGUGUCACUGUGCAACUGUGUACGUCGUGUAAUCGACGGGGAACUGUUUGUAUGCGGGGCUCAGGUGAACUUUGCUUCUCUCGACAAGGGCUGCAUCAUCUUCCUUAGUGAGGCAUUGAAUGCUGUUAUCCCAACACUGAACGAAAAACAAAUGGACUUUUUGAGGAAUUUCGUAGGGUACUUGUGCAAUACCUCAACGGAUGUAGCCAAAGCACUCUCCUGCUCAGGUGUGAUGUGCAAGUACUUCCCAUCAGAGCAGGUGACCCCGCCAGGUGAAAUCCCACCAAAGAUUCCUGUGGAGAGGGUCUUCUUUGCUGAAAACACAGCCACAAAUAUAGGAAGCAUGCAGAGUGGACUUGCGGCUUCACAUGACCCAGAAGAGAUUCUCUCUUACAUCAAAUUGCUCCAGGGUGUUUCACCUCCCGUUCGGUUGACAUCACUAAGCUCGCAUUGGCAGCUAACUCAAAACCUGCGGGAGUUUCAUCGAGGCCUUCCACAGCAGUGGCAAGACCGCAUGUUUGUCCAUCUGGCAAAAGCCCUUGAGUUGCGCUCCCUCAAGUUGUUCGCUCCGUCACUGUUGCUGUUCCAUGCGGUGGAGGCGGAACUGCGUCUUCCACAGUGGCGCCGCCUGGCAGCACUUUUGGUGGCUGAGAUGCGCUACACAGAGGCCCUGCAGGCAGCUGAGUCACUGCCCUUACCAGCCAAUGCCCGCAUGCCCACAGAUCUUAUUCAACUGGCUCGCACCUCCUUACUUGCGUUCUAUGCUGAGGCUGACAAAGAUUAUCGACCAUGUCAAGAGAUGGCUGAACUGUGCUGCACACUGCUUAUAAACUUGGCUGAGUGGGAUGUCUUCUCUGAGAUUGAGAAACAGCAGAGAGGAGCAAUAGGUGUAUUUGAGUUGUCGAAGGCGCUGGCAGCAGUCUGCAAAGACGUCUACUUAAACAAGUUUACCCGUUCUAUUGCCCAAGAGCUCUGGGAUCUAUUACUAUCAAUGCUGUUAGCACCAGAAAGCCAACAGCAAAAAAGGACUGCUACGGCCGCUGUCAAAGAUGGUGCCCAGCAGGACACAGCCACACCUAUACUAAGCAGGCAUACAUUCCAUUCUUUUCUUCAGCAACUAAAGGACAACUUGGCUUUGACAAUACUGUUGUCAUGCUUUGCCAGGAUAUAUAAUAUUUUAAGGGAGGACAGUGGGUCUGAGGUGUGCCUGGAGUACCCACAGCUGUGGCCGACAGUGAUUAGCAGCCCGUCAAACUAUUGUCGGUCAACAGCGACUGAUGUGUUUCAUGCCACACUACAACACUGCCUGGCAACAAACAACUCCCAUGCUGGAUGGGUUAAAGUUUUGGCAGACUUCUCCUAUGCUCAAGGCCACCAUUCAGCAGCACUGAAGCAGUAUCUGACUGCCCUGCUCAUGAGUACUGACUACUUCACUCAGCCCCCACCAAGGUCCCUUGCUGAUGAUGUCAUGUACAAGAAGAUGGCUCACUGCUGUAGCAAGUUGCAGUGUCACACACAGGCUGCCCUGCUCUGCCAGUUGAUGGAAGAGCCAGACUAUGGUGCAGCAUUCAAGUCCCUGAACGAGCGCCAGUGCCAGGACAGCUGUGACUCGCUCUAUGAGCACGUGUUUGAUGUAACACUGCUCGAGUUCCUAGUGCACCUGCACACACGGCGCGGCGAGGUAGAGUCCCGCCAGAAGGCACUACAUUGCAUGGGCUUGCUUGAGCUCAAUGCCAGCAACAAUGAAGAGAUUCAACGAGAAGCUGCCAACGUGCGCCGGGGAAACUUUCUGCGAGUCAUCGCUCGCCAGUACCUCUAGGCACAUCUCUCACACAUUUAUCAAGGGGAAAUUCUCCUCACAAACCUUUUCUUUUAAAUAUUAAGGCUAUGUGAAUGGAAAUUGUGUGUGACUUAGA
Messenger RNA from Dermacentor andersoni, 4691 nucleotides. RefSeq names its product integrator complex subunit 8 (gene IntS8). Gene Ontology annotation, molecular function: protein binding. Gene Ontology annotation, biological process: snRNA 3'-end processing. Gene Ontology annotation, cellular component: integrator complex. NCBI's taxonomy places the organism in Eukaryota, Metazoa, Arthropoda, Arachnida, Ixodida, Ixodidae. The record is from RefSeq and is a predicted model, not a curated record.